AUGGGAUGGAGUUGGGGCAUAGCGGUGGCGCUUGCCUGCGUGCAGAUUGCCCUUGGUUUGGGCGUGCGGGCGAAGGUAGAAGACCCACAGCCAGAUGAUUUGUUGUUACAGGAUCAGACAACGGUGAAGCGUGAAACCCAUGAGGAGUUCGUGGAGAAUUGGGUCCUGAUUGUGCUGUUCAUUGUGAUAAUUAUCUUGUCAAUACUAUUUGAGACCCUGGUUGGGUCGUUACAGGAUUAUCUGCGUCGACGAGGGUUUCACAAGUUGCAGGAGAUGUUGAAUUGUGCGUUUAAGGAGCUGACGAUCUUGGGUUUCAUCAGCUUGUUUUUGUAUGCAACAAUCCGUCUUGGAGCUGUUCGCAAGGUAAACGACAAGUAUUUGGGUGUCUCAAAGACUGAGGAGGCGGCAAUAGCAGAGGCAGAAGCUAAGGGAGAAGAGCCGUACCCUCCUACACAUUUAACAGAAACCUUUGAGACGAUCCAUGUGCUGAUUUUCUUGAUCAUGGUGACAUUUAUAUGCCAGGUGGCGGCCCUCACAGCUGUCGGGUACCGCACCAUGAGAUCUCUUGCAUAUCUUGAUUCAAAGACAGACGAGGAUCUGAAGAAUGAUGUUGCAGCGUUGCAUGAAGGCAGAACACAAAACAGCAAUGAGAAGAUGACAAGAAAGGCACUUGAACAUUGGGGAAUUCGCCAGCGUUUUGUUUUGGCUGCUAAUCCCCUCAUGCCGAAACCCCGCAAACAGGAACCGGGGUCACCAAGGUUCUCCUUUGCUGCUUAUUUAAUUCAUUGUUUCGGUGACAGUCUCGCUACGAUGAUUGAGCUGCCUCCAAGCAUCUUGGUUCUGACUCUGUUGAUUGUGGUCUUGCUAAGACCCGCUCUAUCUCUGCCAGGUCGCGAGGUGAUCAUCUUUAUGAUUAUUGCCGCCUUUGGACUCCUCUUCUCUACCUACCUCGCCUACCGGUUCCUCAAAUAUGCAGACGCAAAGAUACGUCCCGAUGCAGGGGCCCUCCUUACCCUUUUUGGUGCCCCUCUGACGCCACCUGAUGAUGAGGUGGUUCAAGCCCUGCACUGCCCCAUAGAUGACGGAUGCCUGAUUUUCUCUGUUUGCAGGUGGUUAACAGGGCAGCAGCUUUGUUUCCCUUCGGCAGUCAUUCUGCAGCGUGACGUUCAGAUUCUUGACUUUUUAAUGCACCAAGUGAAGCACCAGAAGGCUACACUUGGUCGUCUUUUUGAUUGGUUGGAUACUGAUGGGGACAGACAAAUAUCUUUAGAAGAGCUGGAAGGAGCACUUAGCGGCAUGAAGCCUCCCAUCAGCAGAGAAGAGAUAUUAUCUCUUAUGCAGCGGAUAUCCAUUGAUGGAAGGAGUAUCACAGAACAAACACUCUUCGCCUGGGCUAGGCGAACACGAGCGCGCUCGCUUGCAUUAGUAACUCCAAACGAGUAA
Molecule: messenger RNA, 1443 nt
Organism: Eimeria maxima
Lineage: Eukaryota; Apicomplexa; Conoidasida; Eucoccidiorida; Eimeriidae
Exons: 7
Coding region: 1-1443 (480 amino acids)
Biological process (GO): defense response
Cellular component (GO): membrane
Molecular function (GO): calcium ion binding
Source: RefSeq, a predicted model, not a curated record